Molecule: messenger RNA, 333 nt
Organism: Botrytis fragariae
Lineage: Eukaryota; Fungi; Ascomycota; Leotiomycetes; Helotiales; Sclerotiniaceae
Exons: 2
Coding region: 1-333 (110 amino acids)
Source: RefSeq, a predicted model, not a curated record
AUGAAACCAACCAACCAGCCAACCAGCCAACCAGCCAUCCAGCCAUCCAGCCAUCCAGCCAACAUUUUCAAAGCACAGCACGCAUUCGGAAAAGCCGGACACAACAUCAAUGAUAUCAUCGAACGCGUCCACAUUGCUCUAGAGUGGGCGGAAGAUGUUGAUGGCUUGGAGCGGGGCUUGGAGGGAUUUGGCUUAGAUGGUGAAUUAGAAAGUUGGAUGGCUUUGAAGAAAAGAAAGAAAGCGUCGUAUGAAAGCCCUCCAGAUUCCCUUUUAACUCACUACUGCGCCGCUUCAGGUAUGCUGAAAAUGCAAAUGAUUAGAUUGAUUGAUUGA